Molecule: messenger RNA, 1176 nt
Organism: Coregonus clupeaformis (lake whitefish)
Lineage: Eukaryota; Metazoa; Chordata; Actinopteri; Salmoniformes; Salmonidae
Product: gastrula zinc finger protein XlCGF17.1-like
Exons: 2
Coding region: 227-1069 (280 amino acids)
Biological process (GO): regulation of transcription by RNA polymerase II
Molecular function (GO): DNA-binding transcription factor activity, RNA polymerase II-specific; RNA polymerase II cis-regulatory region sequence-specific DNA binding
Source: RefSeq, a predicted model, not a curated record
CAGAGUGAAAGAGGAUGAUGAUGUUACAGUGAAAGAAGAGGAAGACGCGUUCAGAGUGAAAGAGGAGGGGGAGAUAACUGUCAUAUUGGAAGAGGACAAUGGAGAUGUGAUUAACACCACAGGAGAGAGACCAGACUCUCAGUCAGACAGUGGAAAGAGUCCUUCAGAGGAACCAGACCCAGAGACACUCAAACCAGCGAGACUACACCACUGCUCCAAGUGUGGAAUGAGUUUUACCCGAUUACUACGCCUGAAAUCACAUGAGAGAAUACAUACAGGAGAAAAGCCCUUCCACUGCUCCCAUUGUGGAAAGAGUUUUACUCAGUUAGGGAACCUUAAAAUACACAAGAGAAUACACUUGGGAGAGAAGCCUUACCACUGCUCCAAAUGUGGAAUGACUUUUACCUGGUUAGGGAGCCUGAAAACGCAUGAGAGGGCACACACAAGAGAAAAGCCUUUCCAAUGUUCUCACUGUGGAAAGAGUUUUACCCAGUUUGGGGACCUGAAUAAGCACGAGAGGACACACACAGGAGAGAAGCCCUACCAAUGCUCCCAGUGUGGAAAGAAUUUUUGUUGGUUAGUGAGCCUGAAAACGCAUGAGAGAAUACACACAGAAGAGAAGCCUUACCCCUGUUCCCAUUGUGAAAAGCGUUUUAGGGGGUUAGUGAGCCUGAAACGGCAUGAGAGAAUGCACACAGGAGAGAAGCCUUACCCCUGUUCCCAUUGUGAAAAGAGUUUUAGGUGGUUAGGGACCCUGAAAACGCAUGAGAGGACACACACGCCAGAAAAAGAAAAGCCCUACCAAUGCUCCCUGUGUGGAAAGAGUUUUACCAAGUUAGGGGGCCUGACUAGGCAUGACAGGACACACACAGGAGGGGAUAAGACCUACCACUGCUCCCUGUGUGGACAGAGAUUUAACCGGUUAAGACAUCUGAAUAAGCAUGAAAGAAUACAUACACAGGAGGAGAAGACAUACCACUGCUCUCAUUGUGGAAAGACAUUUUCCCAGUCAGAGGACCUGAAAUCACACGAGAGAAUAGAGAGGCUGUGUUCUGACUUAUGUUUUUGACUGAGAAUUUGUGUUUUUCUUUAUGCUACAUUAAAUCAGCUUUGAUUUUAUUGAUUUUGAUACAAAUAUAAACCCUCUGAUGUUGUUCAUUAUAUUAUUUUCGAUAU